Molecule: messenger RNA, 630 nt
Organism: Alternaria arborescens
Lineage: Eukaryota; Fungi; Ascomycota; Dothideomycetes; Pleosporales; Pleosporaceae
Exons: 2
Coding region: 1-630 (209 amino acids)
Biological process (GO): small GTPase-mediated signal transduction
Molecular function (GO): GTPase activity; GTP binding
Source: RefSeq, a predicted model, not a curated record
AUGGAAUAUAAUUCACUGCCUCCGGAGAUUACCGUCCUGCUGCUGGGCGACUCUGAAGUAGGGAAGUCGACGUUCUUGUCUCGCCUGUCACUCGGCGUGCAACCUCAGAACGACGACCUCCCACCUUAUGAGCUUCCCAAGCUGCGCGAUAUCGACCAGCCGUAUGCCUUCGAUAUCACACUCUAUGGCCGGCCGUACAGGCUGCAAUUCUACGACACAGCCUCACCCCAGAACUAUACGCUUCUACACCCACAAUUCGUGAUCCUUUGUUACGACAUAGCCUCGCGCGCGUCGCUCGAGUCGCUUUCUUCGACAUGGCUGCCGGUAGUGAACAAGCACUUUAAUUACGAUGAAAACUUGCCUGUAAUGGUCCUUGGUCUUAAGAGGGAUUUGAGGCGGCAAUGGACGUUAGCGGAGCAUGGCCCAGACAAGAAGGGCAAGGGCGCGAGUGUCAUGCCACAUGAGGGAUUACAGACUGCGCAGAGAAUGCUGUGCGAUCAUUACGCUGAAUGUAGUGCGCUGACAGGGGAGCUGUGUAGGCAAGUGCUGGAGGACGUCGCAAAGACAUGUGCAAAGACAACAACCAAGGAUGGUGCUAAAACUCAAGCUGAUGUGUGCAACCUCAUGUAA